CUCUCUCUCUCCUUGUUUCAUUUUCUUGUGAAAGGUCAGUUUCUCGAGUUUUAAUUUUCUUUCUUAAUCUCUCAACUAUAACCAUUUCUUUCUUUCAUUUUUUUCACCUUUUUUAGCCAAAAUAUUGGAUUUAUAUACAUGUAUAUAUAUAGAGAGAGAGAGAGAGUAAAUAGUAAGCUUAAAAAUUUGCUAUAGGAGUGGACAGAUUUUUCCCACCCUCAAAAGGUCUAUGGUCACCUUUAACAAAGAAUGAAGGAGAGUGGUAGAAAACAAGGUGCACUAUCGCCAUGCGCAGCUUGCAAACUUCUCCGCAGGAGAUGUGCUCAGGACUGUGUUUUUGCUCCAUAUUUUCCAGCAGAUGAGCCUCAGAAGUUUGCUAGUGUUCACAAGGUUUUUGGAGCAAGUAACGUUAACAAAAUGCUACAGGAAUUACCUGAGCAUCAACGAAGUGAUGCGGUGAGUUCGAUGGUGUAUGAAGCAAAUGCCAGGUUACGUGACCCAGUAUAUGGAUGUGUUGGGGCAAUAUCAUCCUUGCAGCAACAGAUUGAUUCUCUGCAAACCCAAUUGGCAAUUGCACAAGCUGAGGUAGUUCACAUGAGAAUGAGACAAUAUGGUUCGUCUUCCAAUAAUAUUCCAGGCACCAUGGACAUGGUGGUUGAUCAGACCAACGCUGGGGAGUCUUUGUGGUCAUGCUAGUUAUCACCAUGCAUGCUUGCUUUCCCUUUUUGCCUACAUACUUAUUUAUCAACUAUAAUGGGCUUGCUUUAUUGUCUCCUUCUUUCAUGCCCUUUUGCUUCUUUUUUUUUUUUCUUAUUGUUUACAGCACAUCUCUCUACUUGACCAAGAGAUGAUGAUGAUGAUGAUGAUCAUUAACCAUAUUGUAUAUAUUUAUAAACAUAUAAUUAUGAGUUAUGAUAUCUUCAGUACAAGUGAAGUUGACUCUCUGUCAGCAGCAUUUAUUUUAA
Molecule: messenger RNA, 965 nt
Organism: Hevea brasiliensis (rubber tree)
Lineage: Eukaryota; Viridiplantae; Streptophyta; Magnoliopsida; Malpighiales; Euphorbiaceae
Product: LOB domain-containing protein 4
Exons: 2
Coding region: 250-696 (148 amino acids)
Source: RefSeq, a predicted model, not a curated record